GCUGGUGGUUUGUACACUUUGUUCCUGUGUGAUGCAAACCAAGAGGAUUUGGCUGUUCUCUGCUCACCUCCUCCCUCUAGUGGCUAGACUGUGUCUGGUCCCACUCGAGACCAUCGUCUUCAUCAAUAAGUUCUCAAUGAUCUUCACGGGCCUGGAGGUCAUUUACUUCCUGGCGUCUAACUUGCUGGUACCAUAUAACCUGGCCAAGACUGCCUACAGAGAGCUGGCUCAGGUGGUAGAAGUGUACGGGCUUCUUGCUUUGGGAAUGUCACUGUGGAACCAGCUGGUCCUUCCAGUUCUCUUCAUGUGUUUUUGGCUCGUGCUGUUUGCUCUGCAGAUAUACUCCUACUUCAGCACAAGAGACCAGCCUACUUCCAGAGAGAGGCUGCUUUUCCUUUUUCUUACAAGUAUCGCAGAAUGCUGUAGUACACCGUACUCUUUGCUGGGUCUGGUUUUCACAGUUUCUUUCAUUGCGCUGGGUGUUCUCACACUGUGCAAGUUCUACCUGCAGGGCUACAGAGCCUUUAUGAAUGACAACACCAUGCACAGGGGGAUGACUGAAGGUAUCACCUUGCUAAUCCUUGCGGUCCAAACUGGCCUCAUUGAGCUGCAGGUCAUCCACAGAGCCUUCCUCCUCUCUAUCAUCCUCUUUAUUGUUGUUGCUUCCAUCCUGCAGUCCAUGCUGGAGAUAGCAGAUCCUAUAGUCCUAGCCCUGGGAGCAUCUAGAGACAAGAGUUUGUGGAAGCACUUCCGUGCAGUUUCUCUCUGUCUCUUCCUGCUGAUCUUUCCAGCGUACAUGGCUUAUAUGAUCUGCCAGUUCUUCCACAUGGACUUCUGGCUUCUCAUCAUCAUCUCCUCCUCAAUCCUCACCUCUCUCCAGGUCCUUGGCACUCUUUUGAUCUAUGUUCUCUUCAUGGUGGAGGAGUUUCGUAAAGCUCCAGUGGAGAACAUGGAUGAAGUCAUAUAUUGUGUAAAUGGGACCUACAGAUUGCUGGAGUUUCUGGUUGCGGUGUGCGUGGUGUGCUAUGGUGUAUCAGAGACUAUAUUUGGCGAGUGGAGUGUGAUGGGAAGCACCAUCAUCUUGGUCCACUCGUACUAUAACGUCUGGCUCAGAGCCCAGCUGGGCUGGCAGAGCUUCCUGCUCAGGAGAGAUGCUGUAAACAAGAUAAAAAGCCUCCCCACAGCUAGCAAUACACAGCUGCAGCAGUAUAACGACAUCUGUGCUAUCUGCUUCCAGGACAUGACCAGUGCUGUGAUCACUCCGUGCAGUCAUUUCUUCCACGCUGGCUGUCUGAAGAAAUGGCUGUAUGUCCAGGAAACGUGCCCUCUCUGUCAUUCACAACUCAAGAGCCAAUCACCAACUAAUGGUGGAGCUACCCAAGAGACACCUGCAGCCAAUCAGAACCCUGCAGGACAGGAAGAAGCCCCAGGCAACAAGCAGGAGGAGGACCACAGCACUCUACUGGAGGAUAGGAAAGAGGAAGCGUCAGUAGAGCAGGAGGGAGAUAAUGAAACUACCACAUCAGCUGGGGAAGCCUCCUCUUCCACCUCCCCCACUGGCAUGCAGUCUGCUCCCCUGCACAUUGUCAACCCUCCAUUAUCAUCUUCCUCUUGUUCUUCUUCUCCUCUUGCAACUGAUUCUGUGCCGCACCAGUCCCCUGCAGAUCACCCUUCUGCAUCUUCUUUCUCUACCUCUUGCACAUCAGACACACCUGACGCUCCUGCAUCUCACUGCCAUUCUGUCUCCACCUUUCGCCAACCAACGUCACAGGUACUGACCCAAGCAGAGGCGAACCCUGCUGAACCCGAAUCCCUCCCUCAGCUAAAAUCAGUCUCCCUUGUGGACAGCAAGGAAAACUCUACUGGUCCAUCAUCACAAUCUAACCCACCAACUCCCCAUUCAGUGGAACCUCCUCCUCGUCCUCCACCCCCUCCUCCAUUCAACCCCUGAGCUCCAUUUUAACACACACACAACAUACAUGCAUGCAUGCAUAUAUAAUCACACAAUCUAAAUAAUCCCCUAUUGUACUUGUCCAACUGUUUGCUGUUGGCUCUCCCAUCAUGUCCAACUCGUUCAUAUCCAUAUUAUGUUUCAAAAGAUCUAAAACAAUCUCUAAACAGAAAUUCAUCACUCGGUAUUAAAAAAAAAAAAAAAGAGAAGACAAUGAUUGCAGCUUUAUAAAAUGUUAGUACUUGGAGCAAUGAAAGGUUUCCCAUGAUAGGUGUAACCCAUGCCAGCAGUGAUUUCAUCACAGGUGCAGUUGUUUUCCACAUGUUCUUUCACAGGGAUUCAAAUUUAAUACAAAAAACAGGAUGCAGUAAUCUCAUCUCAGAAUGAAUUGGGAGUUUUACACCAUGUCCAGAAAAUGUGAAAAUCGGAUUUCCAUCCCGGCCUUUUUCUUU
This is a messenger RNA of Pundamilia nyererei, 2403 nucleotides long. RefSeq names its product RING finger protein 145-like. The transcript has 8 exons. Bases 32 to 1951 code for a protein of 639 amino acids. The record is from RefSeq and is a predicted model, not a curated record. Lineage: Eukaryota; Metazoa; Chordata; Actinopteri; Cichliformes; Cichlidae. Gene Ontology annotation, molecular function: ubiquitin protein ligase activity; zinc ion binding. Gene Ontology annotation, biological process: proteasome-mediated ubiquitin-dependent protein catabolic process; ERAD pathway. Gene Ontology annotation, cellular component: endomembrane system.